Molecule: messenger RNA, 1320 nt
Organism: Asterias rubens (European starfish)
Lineage: Eukaryota; Metazoa; Echinodermata; Asteroidea; Forcipulatida; Asteriidae
Exons: 3
Coding region: 90-599 (169 amino acids)
Source: RefSeq, a predicted model, not a curated record
AUGCGGUGUUCAGAGUACCAUUUCAGGCCUGGAUUUUGUUGUAUUGAACUUUGACAUCAUAUCAGUGGUGAAUCCUCCACGAUUUCAAGAUGAGCAGUGGGGAAGAUGUUGAGCCAACCCAACUGAGUUGGUGGGAAAGACAACAACAAUACUUCCGUGAGGACUUGCGCACAUUUGACAUUGAGGAUUGCAACAGCUGUAGGUACAUCAGUGGAGGAACCUUGAUGCUGGCUGGGUUGUACGUCACUUAUGUGGGUCGGCAACGAGCAAAGCACAAUGGAAGCAGAUACGGGUUUAUUCCAUCCAUGGUGGUAGGAUCAAUAUUUGGAGUUUUGGGAGUUAUGAGACUUGCGAAGUAUAAUCCAUUCUCAUCAAGUGGAAAGGCUCUUGGCAUUGAUGCCCUAGAUUCCUUCAAAGACAGAGUCAGGAAGAUGCAAACAGAAGUUGACUUAUUCAGGAAGGCACAACAGAUUCCAAUAGAACAGCUAGAACAGAUGCAUCGCAAGCAGAAGGUCGAAGAAGACAUCAAUCAGAAGGAGCAAGAAGGCGGAGCUAUAACAAUAAACAAGGCGGACUCGAACACAUCUAAAGAUUCAUGAUCUAGAGUGAUGAUCUAUACUUUAGUGGUCACGUAUGUUUGAUCAUAACGUUAUCUGUUGCAAUCAUGCCCAGAGCUAGUACAGAACAACUGAACCCGCAAACUUUGUCAGUAGGAGGGCGCUCUUUUUGCCUGGCUGCGAGUUCAAGCUGGGAAAUAGCUCUCCUUUUGCAUAGUCUUCAAAGCUACAACAAGAUUUGUACUGUAGACCAAUCCAUCCACCAUAUCAAAUCAAUGGCACCGACUUGGAAAGGAAAGCAAGCCUUGUCCUGCAAGCCUAGUUGCUGUAUGUAGCUUGUCUACAAUUUGUAAUGGAUUUUCAGCGUUCUCCCUUUAAUAGAGGUCUGCUGGCCAUAGACAAGGGGACCAGUGUUUUAGACCGAUCCAUUAAGCUCUGCCCCAUUGCACCAAUCAAAACGCAACGAAGGUCCGACAAAUCAAGUUCGACAUGCAGGCGCGUAUGCUUGGUGCGCGUGGCAGAGUUGUGAAGAAAGGCAUUGGACAGGCUCACGUGUUCUUGUGAGGGGAGCCUAAUGGAUUGGUCUAUGCUCUCCCAGUGAUCGGGCUGUGUUGAAAAAGCUUCCAUAAUGAUAUUUCAUUUAGAAUAAUGACAAAUGAAAAAGCUAACGGAAUAGUGAAAUACAAGCUAACAGGGCCCAAAUUCAUAGAGCUGCUAAAAAACAAAAAUUUGCUUAGCAUGACAUUUCUUCCUUGAUAAAAAC